Molecule: messenger RNA, 1572 nt
Organism: Ustilaginoidea virens
Lineage: Eukaryota; Fungi; Ascomycota; Sordariomycetes; Hypocreales; Clavicipitaceae
Exons: 4
Coding region: 1-1572 (523 amino acids)
Biological process (GO): carbohydrate metabolic process
Source: RefSeq, a predicted model, not a curated record
AUGAAGUUGGCGUCGCUUCACCUGCUUGCCGCUGCUGGCGUCGCCGCCGCCGCCGAUGUCCCCGGCAAUUGUCCCGGCUACGACGUCUACGCGGCUCAGAGACACCCGCCCUACUCCCCCGGCAGAUUCAAGUAUCCGUCCCAGCGGCCAGAGGUCAAGUGUCGAUCGUACGUCGUCCCCGACGUGGACAAAACCAUCGCCCAGGUCAAAGGUCGCAUCAAGGACCCCGAUCUGUACAGCCUGUUCGCCAACACCUGGCCAAACACCGUCGACACCACCAUCCUCUGGCAUGGAAGGGCCGCGGACGAUGCUGACCAAGAGCUUGCCUUUGUCACGACGGGCGAUAUCCACGCCAUGUGGCUGCGCGACAGCGCCAACCAACUGCAGUCCUACAAGCCCAUCCUCAACAUCACCUCGCACGACGCCGCCGCCGCCGCCGCCAACAGCAUCGCCAGCCUGUACAGAGGCACAAUCAACCUCCAGGCCCGCUACAUCGCCAAGUUCCCCUACUGCAACGCCUUCCAGCCGCCGCCCGAAGCCAAGCUCCCGCCCAUCCGCCACAAGCGCAGCUCUCUCGUCAAGCGCGCCGACACCGUCACUCCGCCCUACGACCCCGACGUCGUGUGGGAGUGCAAGUACGAGCUGGACUCCCUCUCGGCCUUCCUGCAGCUCUCGUGGGACUACUACGACGCGACCAAAGACGCCAGGUUCUUUGCCAAGCACCACUGGGCCGAUGCCGUCCGCACGAUCCUCAGCCUGGCCGACGACAUGAUGCGAGGCACCUACGCUGACGACGGGCACGUCAACACGUCGCCGUAUACGUGGCUCCGCGACGCCAACAGCGCCACCGAGACCGUCUCCAACAGCGGCUCGGGCAACCCCGUGCUGGGCAACAUUGGUCUCGUGCGCAGCUUCUUCCGGCCGUCGGACGAUUCCACCAUCUACCAGUACCACAUCCCGGCAAACAUGAUGUUUUCGCGCUUCCUCAAGGCCUGCGCCGAAAUAAUGCAGCCUAUCGAUGAGAAUACCGCUUCUCGCAUGACCAGGAUGGCAGAGGGGAUUGAAAGAGCCGUCGAGCUGUACGGUGUCGUCAAGCACCCCAAGUUUGGCGAUAUUUACGCGUACGAGGUGGACGGGUACGGCUCCCACAACUUGAUGGACGACGCCAAUAUCCCGUCAUUGCUCAGCAUCCCCCAUCUCGGCUUCAAAGCCAACACCGACAGGACCUACCAGCGCACUCGCGACUUCGUGCUCUCUCGAUCCAACCCCUACUACGGCUUCGGACCAGUGCUCAACGCCACCGGGGGCCCGCACCUGGGCCCCGGGAUGGCCUGGCCGAUGGGCGUCGUCAUGCAGAUCAUGACGUCGGAUCACGACGACGAAAUCGUCCACGGCAUCAAGCAGCUCAUGGGAGCGACGAGCGGCCUGGGUCUUAUUCACGAGUCUGUCAAUACGUGGAAUGACCAGAAGUGGACUCGCCCUUGGUUUGCUUGGGCAAACGGCCUCUUUGGACAAAUGAUUCUGGACCUCUUGAACCGAAAGCCGCACCUCCUAGCUAGGACGUAUCAGUAG